GCUCAGAUGAACGUCAGUGGUGUUGGGCAGUGAACGGCAAAUCGCAAAGGCAAGCGCAGCGCCGCGAACGUGGGCUAACCACCACGCUUCCGCAUCCCAUACCCAACCUGCACCCCACCUCGCAUUCCUCUCACACCUCACCCCUCCCCUUUCCUCCGCCUCCUCAACAUUAUCCACCCUAGCGCACAGAGAGUGAGGCAGGGGAAGGAGGAGUUGGGACACGAGCCGCACCUGUACAGGCUCAGGCAUAAAAGCCGAGGCAGAUAAGAGACACCCCCACCCCACCCACCCACCAUCACCACAUCAGCUGCUGGCACAGGAAGACACGCUCAGGAGCCAUGCUGCUAAAUCGGCCACAGCUCUCCAAGGUCUUGGGCUGGUUCGUGGGCUACGGAAUUUGCUACCUGCUGAUGCAGACGGUGGGGGACCUCAAGCUGCACGAGCGAGUGCAGUCCACCAGCUACCCCCACGGCCACCUCGACACAGACGAAGAGCCACUGCCCAUCGUCAUGAACCUGGAUUCUGACGUUCUGAGCCAUCAAGGCAUGGACAACUCAACGGCAGCAGCACUGCUCAAGAAAGUGAGGGUGCUGUGCUGGAUCGUCACGCACCCGAAGAAUGUCCAGGCCAAAGCUCGCCACGUCAAGGCCACCUGGGCCAAGCGCUGUGACCGCGUGCUCUUCAUGAGCUCGGAGGAGGACAAGGAGCUUGGGGCCAUCGGGCUCGGCACGGGGGAAGGCCGCGACAAGCUCUACUGGAAGACCAUCAAGGCGCUGUACUACAUACAUGAGAACCACCUUGACGAUGCAGACUGGUUCCUCAAGGCCGACGACGACACCUACGUCAUCAUGGAGAACCUCAAGCUGCUGCUGGUGAGCUACUCUCCGUCGGAGCCCAUCUUUUUUGGGCGCAAGUUCAAGUACUUCGUGAAGCAGGGCUACAUGAGCGGGGGUGGCGGCUAUGCGAUGAGCAGGGAGGCCGUGCGCAAGUUCGUGGAGGCCUUCGAGACGGGCAAGUGCACGCACGCGUCCACCAUCGAGGACGUGGAGGUGGCCAAGUGCCUCGCAAAGGUUGGCGUAGUGGCCGGAGAGUCUCUGGACAUGCACCGAAGGGAGACCUUCCACGGGGUGUUUCCCGAGGAGCUGCUGACCAAGAAACACGACCAAAAACCUUUCUGGUACAGAGACUACUCCUACCACCCCCUCGAGCUGGGUCCUCGGUGCUGUUCGGACUACUCGGCCACGUUCCACUACAUGUCUCCGACGUGGAUGUAUACCUUUGAGUACUUCGCCUACCACCUGCGCCCCUAUGGAUACAGCCACCGUGAGCUGCCCAUCAACCAGACGGCCCAAUGGGCGCUCUUUGGCCGAAAUUCAGACUCCUCUUCUUCCCAGCUGAAGAGCCUUCCAGUCGAUUCCAAGCUCCGAUAGCCGCAAGCAAUGUUACAUAUAUACGCACAUAUAUAAAUAACUUUGUUUCAGACUGAUUGUUUCAUUCCCCCCCCCCCCUUAAUUCCAGAGAAUUGUUCGUGAGCUUGUAGCCAUUCUUCAAUGCAUCACUGUCAUUUUAUUCUCACGCCCUUGAUACACGCGUUGCAUUAAUGCACGUAAACAUUAGGCAUUUGAACAUUGUGCAAAUUGCCUGUGAAGAUUUUUAACCGCAGGCUAAUGAAAAAUGAAUAAGACGGAGCACGACAAAACACGUGCGUAAAUGAGACGAUGAAAAUGAGACGCGAAAGCAAGGCGAGCAGAAUAUGAUGCUCAAAUAUAAGUGACAUCAAAAUCACGGCAAAUUGAUCAACUCAAACCGCAAGGAGAAGAGAAUGAGAACCAUCUUUUGGAUAAUUGUUUACAAUUGUGUAUUUAUUUAUUCUGGUGGGUCGUGGUGCCAUGGAAGAGUGCCGCUGUCUCAAUCGGAGAGUCUUGAGUUCAAGUCAGAGAUGGUGGUCAACUCGGCCCAUCAUUGUCUCCCUCGCCGGGUAUGCAGGAUGUCGUGGGUUCGAACCCGACCCUGAUGCCUGCUGCUGUAUAUUUGGAGUUUUGCGGUGUCUCUCUCCCCGUGGUCAUGUGGAUUUUUUUUUCUCUGGGUCCUCCGGUUUUUCCCUCCACAUUUUUGGAGCGUGCAUUUAGAUAGCAGGUGUCCCUCCAUUUACGAAAGUCACGGUUAAACGAAAUUUCGUAAAUCGGAUUGGCUUUUCCCAUGAAUUUAAAACUUAAAAUGAGGGAGGUGUCAUUCCAACUCUUAUUUCCAACCUAAAAAUAUUACACAUCACUUUUCACAAUACAAAAAUAACAAUAA
Molecule: messenger RNA, 2298 nt
Organism: Petromyzon marinus (sea lamprey)
Lineage: Eukaryota; Metazoa; Chordata; Hyperoartia; Petromyzontiformes; Petromyzontidae
Product: glycoprotein-N-acetylgalactosamine 3-beta-galactosyltransferase 1-like
Cellular component (GO): membrane
Molecular function (GO): N-acetylgalactosaminide beta-1,3-galactosyltransferase activity
Source: RefSeq, a predicted model, not a curated record